Moneuplotes crassus is the source of this 780-nucleotide messenger RNA. The record is from the annotation of a GenBank genome assembly. Lineage: Eukaryota; Ciliophora; Spirotrichea; Euplotida; Euplotidae.
AUUUAAAGCUAAUGGAGUGAGAGUUGUGUUUCUUGGAAUUCGAUGAUCAAAACAGGGUUCCAAAAUGCUUAAAAAAUUGUGGUCAUACUUUCUGUGAGAGAUGCAUAAUGGCUAUGUGGAAGAAUUUUAAAAUUACAUGCCCACUCUGUAGAACUGUGAUGAAAAUAGAUUCUCCGAAGGAUAUCCCCUGUACAAACUACAGUUUGUAUAUUCUAAGUGACCAUAUUAAGGGAAAGGAGAAAUUGAAGAUGAUGCAAGAGAAAUACCAAGCUGAAGACCCCUUGAUGUUUUAUAAUGUAAAAGAACAAAUUGGGGACCUCCAGCUCACCAAAAUCACAGAUGAGGAACUGGUCUAUGUGAAGAAAAAUAAUGAAGAGGAAAUUCGGCGUGAAAGAGUCGACAAACUUAAAGUUAAACCAGUCAAAGAUUGCUAUGUCUUUACAACGGACUCUUAUCUCAGCCAAUUUUUGUACCCACAUAUUGCCAGAACCCGGUUUAGAUUUCUGACUAAAAAGCUUUCGCUCUGAACUCAUAAGUACUCAUGCUUUGAGAGAUGAGUAAGAAUUUGUGUCAAAACCUUUGGAGGCUACAGCUUAUACAAGAUUAUCAGGUUCUGGGGCCAUGAGGCAAAGGAAGGUGAAGAUCCUCCAAACGAGAGUAUAUUUGACCUCUAUGGAUUAAUUCUACUGCUUCUCACAGGUGUAUACCUAUACGAUAGUUGCAUGCAUUCCCUUAUUUUCAACUAUAAAGACCGCAAGAAGAGACUUGGACAAUUGUAGG